Messenger RNA from Nylanderia fulva, 2597 nucleotides. Lineage: Eukaryota; Metazoa; Arthropoda; Insecta; Hymenoptera; Formicidae. The record is from RefSeq and is a predicted model, not a curated record.
CAAAGAGCAGUUCUUCGCAGUCGUACUCAUUUCGCUGUCGCGUGUGAAUUUUUUUCAAUAACAUAUUUCUUGAUAUUCCGGAAAAUUCUUAAUAAUUUCUUCAUUUUCUUUUCUGUCUAUACUCAGUCAUCGAUGCAAUGAGAUUGAUCGGGAUCAUAUGUUUACUGUUAUUCUGUUGUGGUCAUCUUAGUGCGGCACAGAUGUCAUCGGAAAGGAUAAACGAGCUAAGUCCGUUUAUUAAUGAAAUAAGAGAGAUCAGCUGGAAUUGGUCGAACAACACCGAAUUUAAUUCUGAUAUUCUCAGUGUACCAGAGAUGAUAAGAAAGGAAGGCUAUCCUGUGGAAACUCACGUUAUAAUGACAGAAGAUGGCUAUCUUUUGACGUUAUAUCGUAUCCCAGGUGGCAAAAAUUCUUUACCUAUAUUAGUGCAACAUGGUCUUUUAGCUAGCUCCGCUGAUUGGCUUGUUCUUGGCAAAAACAAUGCAUUACCUUACCUAUUAGCGGAUCAGGGAUACGAUGUUUGGUUGGGCAAUAUUCGUGGUAGUACUCACUCGAGAAAGCACAUUUCUCUAUCUACGUCAGACCCAAAAUUUUGGAAUUUUAGUUUUAACGAAAUGGGUAUCUACGAUAUGCCCGCGAUAAUUACAUUUAUCACGAAUAUGACGUCGCAACCAUUGCACGCAUACAUUGGACAUUCGAUGGGCUCAACCAUUUUUUUUGUAAUGGCAUCAAAGCGUCCGGAAAUGGUUCAAAUGAUACGAAUGAUAAUCAACCUUGCACCAGCAAUUUUUGUAAACCAUAUGCAAAGUCCAGCACGAUAUUUAGGCGCCUUCAGGAGGGAGAUUCAGAUGAUGAUGGAUACUUUCUUUUACGGUGAAUUUCUACAAGAUGACUUUUUAAGAUCUAUCAUAAGAAACUACUGCGAUCAGAACAUCAACAGAGAGUUCUGUGCUAAUAUGUUGUUUUUGAUCUUUGGUUUCGAUCGCGAACAACUUGACUACACUUUGCUGCCCCUCAUCUUGAGUCACUAUCCGGCCGGUACCUCGGCUAAGACGUUGGUGCACUUCGUUCAAGAAAUUGAAUCGGGCAAGUUUCGCGAAUAUGACUAUGAUCGCGAGGAAAAUCUGCUGAUGUACAAUUCGGUGGAACCUCCGGAAUACGAUAUAGCAAAUAUCAGGAUACCAAUGGCUUUGUUCUACUCCAAAAACGACUGGAUGGUCGAUCCCGUAUGUCUAUUGAAUCAUUUAUCGAAUGCGAUGAGAUUUAUGGGAAUUAUGUAUUUAGUGUCGUUUUGUGGUCAUCUUGAUGUUGUGCCGACAGAUGUGACAUUUAAACUAACAAUAAGCGCACACUUGAAAAGAAUAUCUUGGAUUGGUUGGAAUUGGCUGAACAACAAGGAAUUCAAUUUCACUAUUGUCCAUACGCCAGAGAUGAUAAGAAGAGCGGGUUAUCCCGUGGAAGUUUACGUUAUAAUGACAGAGGACGGCUAUUACUUGACGUUACAUCGUAUUCCAGGUGGCAAGGGCUCUUUACCUGUACUAUUUCAACCCGGGUAUUUAUGCAGCUCUGGUAUCUGGGUUGCUCUUGGCAAAGGCAAAGCACUUCCUUAUUUAUUAGCGGAUCGAGGAUAUGAUGUCUGGUUGGGCAAUUUUCGUGGUAAUAUUUAUUCAAGAAGACAUAUUUCCUUAUCACCGUCAGAAUCGAAAUUUUGGGAUUACAACUUUAACGAAUUGGCUGUCUAUGAUUUACCCGCGAUAAUUACAUUUAUCUCAAAUAUGACAUCACAACCAAUACAUUCGUACGUUGGUAUUUCUAUGGGCACAACUAUCUUUUACGUAAUGGCAACGGAGCGUCCAGAUAUUGCUAAAAUGGUUCAAAUGAUGAUAAGUUUCGGACCAGCGGCAUUUCUAGAUCAUAUGACAAGUCCUAUACGGUACCUCACGUUUCUCUGUAAAAUGGAUUGGAUAAUGCGGUUUGUCUUUCACAAAUUCCUGCUAAUUGAUUUUGUAAGGGUUUCCCUUAAAUAUUUGUGCAGUCAUAAUCUCGGAAAGGAAAUCUGCGCUCAUACAAUAUUUAUGAUGUGGGGUUACGACUGGGAGCAGUUGGACUAUAUUCUGCUGCCCGACAUAAUAAGUCACUUUCCAGCUGGUGGUUCAGCUUAUAUCCUUAUGCAAUACGCUCAGGCAAUCGAAUCGGGCAAAUUUCGCCAAUAUGAUUACGGUCACGCAAAAAAUCUAUUGAUAUAUAAUUCGAUGGAACCUCCGGACUACAAUCUGUCGAAAAUCACAGUUCCGAUCGCUUUGUUUUAUGGCCCUGGCGACACGUUGGUUGACAUUGUGGAUUUGAAGAGGUUGUUUUGCGCAUUAUCGAAUGUAAUGGAUGUAUAUGCAGUGCCGUGGUCUAAUUUCAAUCACGUAGACUUUAUUUGGGCCAAGGAUGCACCGAAACUGGUUUACGAAAGAAUUUUCCGGAUUAUGAAAAAAGAGAAAAUGAAUGAUACACUGGCAAUAAAAAUGAAAAAUGAAUGUAACACGCUAAAUAUUUAGCAAUGAAUUUUCCUAUAAUAAAUAUAAAAAUAUAUGUUUUUACCGACCGAA